Anastrepha obliqua is the source of this 1983-nucleotide messenger RNA. RefSeq lists its product as uncharacterized. The record is from RefSeq and is a predicted model, not a curated record. The transcript has 5 exons. NCBI's taxonomy places the organism in Eukaryota, Metazoa, Arthropoda, Insecta, Diptera, Tephritidae. Bases 489 to 1916 code for a protein of 475 amino acids.
CAUUUAUUUAGUGAAUUGGAGAUGAAAUUCCCGUAGAUUAUAAAUCAAUUAGUGGAAGUGAAAAAUCAUAUGAAAGAUAUAACUAUUAAAUAUGUGAUUUACUGUUUUCAGACGCAAGGCGCUCAAAAAACAAAAUUAUAGCGUCCAAUCAGUUGCCUGUUGUGCGUUGUACGAUCAGCCAAUGUAAAGUAGAUGCAUCAAACUUCCUUACUUCUCGCAGUGGUGGGGUGAAACGCUAGCUCUUGUGAAAUUCCCGGCCUAAUAAGAUUUUAAAACAUUUAUUCUUCAAUAUAUAGCGUGCGGAUAAAGACGAAUUUUUUUAAUGGAACCUGUUAGUUUUUUUUAAAUAAUUCGCUGCUACAUAUAAUCUUUAUAAACAUAAAUACAUAUGUACAUAUAUGUAUAUAUACAAAAAUAGUAGCAGUUGUGAAUUCAAAAAAUUGUUUGCGCUUUACAUUUUGUAACACAAUAAAAAACGAAAAAGAACAAUGGUGACAAUACUCGACUUGCCUGACGAAUUAUUGAUGAACAUUUGUAAGCGAUUGGAUUACAAUCUCCAUCGUUACCACUGGGUGAAUGUGUGUAAAAGAUUCGAGUACAUCUACUAUAAGCUUUGUGACUCAAGGGAAGUUGAUGAUCAUUUAAUUGAAAAAUUUGGUCACCUAAUCGGCACUGACGAUUUUCCGAUGCAAAUAGUCAAACGCAUUUUUUUAACGAAAUCAAAGUGUUCUAAACGAUUUUUAAAUAAACUACGCAUCUCUCAUCCAGAGAUUGAAGAAGCAAGACUCUUUUGGUUCACUGAUGAUCAUAUGGCUGAGCUUUUGCCUUUGCCAAAUCUGAAAGUUUUAAAGUGCAUUGGCGAUUCCGAUCUACGUGGUAGAAAUUUGAUUGACCUCUGCCGACUCACUGAGCUACACAUUCACACCAACAAAUUCAUAGAUUCGGAAAAUUUGAUUCACAUCACCUACCACAAUCCACUACGAGUGCUAGUAAUUCCCAAUGAUCCGGGAGUAUUUUCCGAAAAGUACGCGUUUGAAAUGGUCGAAAACUUAAAGUAUCUCGAGGAGCUUGUGGUUGAAUAUAAUCACUGCAAAUCUUGGCAAUUGAUUGGCACUUUACCCCUACUAAAGAAGCUUGUGAUUUGGGAUUUUGCUAAUCAGGAAUGUGACUCAUCCGCAGAGAAACCCGAUUUAUAUAUUACGUGCGCUCCCAACCACGACAAAAUCCUAUUUGAUGAACUGCGCAAACGAAAUCAAUUGGAGGAGCUCACUUUCUAUAAUAGUCAUAUAUCUGAAUUUCAUCUAAACGGAAUUUCUGAAUUGAGAAGCUUGCGGGUAUUGAAAUUGAACGGGGCUAUGCCACACAAAGUCUCACUCGAUAUAUUUAAAGAAUUGAUUAAUUUGGAGGAGUUACAUUUUGACCGUCAGGCAAUAAUUCCAGAAGAAUCACUCGAAUUUAUAGAAAAUUGUCAAAAAUUAAGAGUCAUAAAUUUUGGUGGCGCAGCUGGCAUAAAUGCGAACUUUAUUUCGAACGCAAAUGAUAUCGUAAGUAAAAGGAAGUCGUCAACGGUUAAACAUUUAACGCUUGGAUUCAGCUCAAUCACGGAAGACAUGAUCAGAGGUUUGUGUAUUCGGACACCAGUUUUGCAUAUAAGAAUUAAGAUCAUAAGAUGCAAAAAUUUUGUUGUAAAAGAAUCGCAUUUGUCAAAUAUAGAGGAAGGAAUAAGUAUAUGUCCAAAGUUCGCGUGGAAAUUUAUAAACAUGGGUAAGGUAGCCGCAGAGAAGGAAGUUGACAUGGAAAUCCUUCGUGAAAUCGCGGCAAGGGCAGAGUCAGAGGAGGGAAGUGAAGAGUCAGAGGAGGGAAGUGAAGUGAAGAGGACGAAUAAGAACACAAGAGUUGAAAGAAAAGGGCCCUGAAAUUUGAUUUAAAAGAUAAAGAGGUUAUAAAUAAUUUGAAUAUUAUACAGCAAAACGAAAAAUAAAC